Messenger RNA from Spirodela intermedia, 687 nucleotides. The record is from the annotation of a GenBank genome assembly. Lineage: Eukaryota; Viridiplantae; Streptophyta; Magnoliopsida; Alismatales; Araceae.
AUGAAGAGAAUCUGCCCGAGAGGGGGGGGGAAGAUCCACUCUUCCCCGUCGUGCGCCGGCGGCGGCAGCGGAAGAGACGCGGCGGCGGCGCUGAACCUGCUGCCGGCGGCGAUCCUGGCGCUGACUGCGGCGCUUGGGGCGGAGGACAGGGAGGUGCUGGCGUACCUGGUGGCGCGCUCCCUGCAAUGGCCGUGGCCGGCGGCUGCGGCUGCGGAGGAGGAGAAAGCAGGCCGACGGCGGCGGCGGCGGCAGCUACCCUCGUACUGUGGAUGUUUCGAGUGUUACACCGGCUACUGGUUCAGGUGGGACUCCUCCCCAGACAGGGAGCUCAUCCACAGGGCCAUCGAGGGCUUCGAGGAGCACCUGGCCAGCUCGGAGGGGCGGCGGAGGGGUGGGCGGCGCCGCCACCGCCGGCUCGGGGAUCGGGCGGAGAGGGUGACGGAGACGGCGGCGGAGGGGCCUGCCGGAGAGAAGAGCUCCUCCUCCUCCUCGUCGGAGGACGAUGCUGCAGAGGAGAGGGACCAGCUGAUGGCGGCUGUGGAGGUGGAGGAAGGUAGCGGCGGGAUGAACGUUGCGGCGGCGGCGGCAGCGAACUACCAGCAUUCCGCCGCGAGGGGCCGGCGGUGGAGAGGCGUCAUGGGCCUCUUCACCUCUACUCUGUGGAGCCUCUGGCUUCCUGGCGUUUGA